Esox lucius (northern pike) is the source of this 2623-nucleotide messenger RNA. RefSeq names its product LHFPL tetraspan subfamily member 6 protein. Lineage: Eukaryota; Metazoa; Chordata; Actinopteri; Esociformes; Esocidae. Gene Ontology annotation, cellular component: membrane. The record is from RefSeq and is a predicted model, not a curated record. The coding region runs from base 620 to 1222 and encodes 200 amino acids. The transcript has 4 exons.
CCGCCUCUGGGUGGAGAUUUAUGUGAUGGAUGGACCCCUCCCGAGCUUGUUUCACAGACUCUCAGCUCGCGUCCCUCGCCACCUCCACGCAGCCUCUCGCUACAUGGAUACGACUGUACCGUCCGACUCACAGCGUUUCUCCAGCUAUAGUCACAUAAAGAGCUCAUAUUUUGGGGAUUUCUAUUCGCAAUUUAUAUAUUUCUAAAAAAGAAGGAAACGUGGCAGUUUUUUCCUAUCAGAUUUCGUAUCUUUUGGAUCACGCUUAUGAUUAUUUUCCAUCAGGAAAGUUUCAACUUUGGUAGGCUAUAUUUGUUUUUCACCGCAAAUUGAAAUAACGAUCCUAGCGAGAAUGAUCUAACAACUGAUGUUUAUGAGGCCUUUUAAAAUGGGGAAAGAGGAGGACACUCACAUGGUGUUACUGUCUUAUAAUCGGUAAAGUUUAUGUAGUAAAUGUAAAUGUAGUAAAGUCAACAAGGGCUAGGGUUAAAGUUUAGCGUUUGUGUGGUAAAGAAAUAAAGAAGAUAAAAGAACAUUUUCCACAACUCCCCUGACUGAUCCAAGGGUACUCCUCAACAGCUGGUUCUAGUUACACAAGUGAAGCUGUGACCCAUCAGUCACCAUGGCAACCAGCCUGACCUGUGCAGGGGUUGUCUGGACUCUCCUCUCUCUGGCCUGUGCGGCAGCAUCCUGUGUGGGCUUCUUCAUGCCGUACUGGCUACUGGGAUCCCAGAUGGACAAGCCCGUCUCGUUUGGCACCUUCCGGCGGUGCUCGUACCCGGUGCGGGAUGAGGCUCGCCAGGCCACGGUCAUGCUGGAGCAGUGUGGGCGCUACGCCUCAUUCCAGGGCAUCCCCAGCCUGGAGUGGAGGAUCUGUACGGUGGUGACAGGGACAGGUUGUGGCCUGCUGCUCCUGGUGGCCCUCACAGCUCUCAUGGGAUGCUGCAUAUCAGACCUAAUCUCCAGGACCAUCGGACGCGUGGCCGGGGGUGUACAGUUUAUUGCAGGUCUGCUGAUCGGGUCGGGCUGUGCACUCUAUCCUCUGGGCUGGGACAGUGAGGAAGUCCGACAGACCUGCAACAACACAUCAGACCAGUUUGAUCUGGGGAGCUGUGAGAUUGGCUGGGCUUAUUACUGGACAGGCGCUGGGGCAGCUGGUUCCAUGCUGUUCUGUACCUGGAUGUCCUGUUUUGCUGGGAAGAAACAGAAGCAGUACCCCUACUAGAAGACCAAGAUGGAGGAAGGAGAUGGAGGAGUACCCCUACUAGAAGACCAAGAUGGAGGAAGGAGAUGGAGGAGUACCCCUACUAGAAGACCAAGAUGGAGGAAGGAUAUGGAGGAGUACCCCUACUAUGACCAGUGUCAAGUGGGGACCCCUUCUAGAGUAGCCAACUGGGGGCUGAGAGUUAGAAAACAUCCCUGUCUAGGGUUACCAGACAAAUUAGCAUACUGCUCCCUACAGAUGACGCUAUGAUUGACAAGCCUGUGGUCCCUAAUCUGAAGCAGUGAACCCUGGGAGUAGGGGGAUAUUUGGAAUACAUCAGAGGUGGUGGGAGGAUGGAGGGAGUAAGAAGAGGAGAAACAGAAGGAGGGGGAGUGGAAGAGAAACUGAAGGAGGAAGUGGAGAAGAAUAGACAAGUCUACAGGAGGGAGCUGCUCUAUUUCUUCACAGGACUGUGAGGAUAACUAAUGGCUACAGGCUACAGAUACAAAACAACCAAAAGCACAAAAUUGUGUUCUGCACUGAUCAUCAUGGGACAUUGGUCAUCUGACAAAGACAGAGAAAAAACUGUACAAGACAACAUGACUGAAUGCUCUCUGUUCUUCCUGAAUGAGUAAUAUUUAUGUAUCUACUUAAAUACACUCAGCUCCUUUCACGUGUGGCUCAUGUCUACUGACAGACCACAGCAGAGAAUUACUGUUAGGACUUUAUUACCAGACAACAUGACUUAAACCUUCAGAAGGAGUGAAGGUUUGAAAAAUGUUACCUCUUUGCAACCGGUAGUUGUCUAUCCGAUCCCACUCUGUUGUGGAUGGUCUUCAUUGAAAUUAAUGACACCAAGAGCAAUGUAACAGAGUGCAAAAAGUCUUUACUUUUAGGAUUUCAGUACUAGACAUCCUAAAGUACUGUUAGGACAGUAGUACCACAUAUUUAACAGUAAAUAAAGUGUUACCAUAAUUUCUUUAAAAAUCUUGCUAUUUGGUAGUUAACCUUAUUCUUCGUAUAUGAUCAACGAAUGGACGAAUCUCAACCAUGUACUGAGCUAUUUAAAGAUUCUUUAUCUGUUAAUUUCUGGUGGUUGUUUUAGUGGUAGUGUGGCCCUGUGAUAAAGAAGAAAAUAGUAAUACUUGAAUUGGUAUUGUAGAGUUUUUCUGUAGUCCAGUGCUUUUUGGACUUGUUUUCUGACCCUAAACCUGUCGUAAAAUCUUGAUUAGAAUAAAGCUAUCCAAAAUAGCCCUCUUCAUAAAGAAGGCCUGCUUGUAUCCAAAAAGCCUGAUAAUAGUUUUUAGACAUAUUCUCUUAGCUAGUCGGUAUAAUGAGUUGUGUAUGAUAAUGUAUACUUGAUGAUAUUAGCUCAUGUUUUGUAUACACAUUAACAGGUAAGUCUUUAUUGUUAAAUAAAUG